Saprolegnia diclina VS20 is the source of this 501-nucleotide messenger RNA. RefSeq lists its product as hypothetical. The record is from RefSeq and is a predicted model, not a curated record. The transcript has a single exon. Bases 1 to 501 code for a protein of 166 amino acids. Lineage: Eukaryota; Oomycota; Saprolegniomycetes; Saprolegniales; Saprolegniaceae.
AUGGUUAUCAAGGACACUGUUUCUGACUGGGUCUACAUCGUCGAAGAAGUACGCCCCAAGAAGACCCACCACGUCCACGCCGCGCGCCUCAAGGUCUACAACAACGCGUCGAAGAAGCUCUCGUCUCAACUACUUGACGCCAUCGACUUCUCAAGCAUGGUCACCGAGGUCGAUCAUUUUCAAGGCCAUCGCAUCAAUGAGGCCGGCAUCAUGGAGCUCGACACGGUCUGGCUCGGUAUCGAAGGCAGCUCGUGGAAGCCCGUCACCAUCAUGGCCGAAGACGUCUACCUCAAGUACAAGCAGUACAUGUCCAAGGCCUGCGCACAAGUUCAACCCGGAACGAUGGCGCACAACGAACUCACGGCCAUCCUCCGCGAAUUCCCGACCGAUGCGUCCAGCCAGUACGCAGCCAAGGCGGCUCGCAUGGGCCGAACACAGCGUAAUCGUCUCCAGAAGAGCAAGGCUCCCGCCAAGUCUACAACCCGUCGCGGGCGUCUUUGA